This is a messenger RNA of Contarinia nasturtii (swede midge), 1184 nucleotides long. Its product is annotated as eukaryotic translation initiation factor 3 subunit E-like. The record is from RefSeq and is a predicted model, not a curated record. Gene Ontology annotation, molecular function: translation initiation factor activity. Gene Ontology annotation, cellular component: nucleus; eukaryotic translation initiation factor 3 complex; cytoplasm. Gene Ontology annotation, biological process: translational initiation. Bases 137 to 1063 code for a protein of 308 amino acids. NCBI's taxonomy places the organism in Eukaryota, Metazoa, Arthropoda, Insecta, Diptera, Cecidomyiidae. The transcript is spliced from 6 exons.
UUUCUUUUGCAACGUCAAGAGCAGCGUGUGUUUCUUGAUUCUGUUUUCAGAAAUAGUUAUCAAAGCUGUGUGAUUUUGUGUCGCAUUUUUAAUCAACAAAAAAGAAAAAAGAAAAUUACAGUGUAAUAACGAAAUAAUGGAACCCGCAAAAAUGGCAAAAAAAUGUGAUCUUACUUCAAAAAUAUGUCAGUAUUUGGAUCGGCAUUUAACAUUUCCACUGCUUGAGUUUUUGUGUGAAAAAGAGACCGAAGAUCAAAAGGCAUUAUGGCAACAAAUCCUCGAUAUAGUCAACAAGACCAAUUUAAUCGAUUAUACCAUGGAUAUUCGCAAGCGUUUGCAGUUGGGCGAUGACAUGCCACAAGAAUUGGCUGAUCGUAAAGCAAAUGUUUAUGCUACUCUUGUUAAAUUACAAGAGGAAGUGUCCCAAAUUACCGAAAUUACGGAAAUUUUGAAGGAUGCGGACAACAUUAAGGAUUCAAAAACAUUUGUUGAAGAAAUCAAAAAGGAAUUCGGCUAUCAACCAGAAUGGGCCGAUAAAGCAUAUCGCAUGGGAAAAUAUUUCUACGAAUGCGGUAAAUACAUGCAAUCAAUAUCGUAUUUGUAUUUCUAUUCGUUGGUUAUGCAACCCACUGACAAGAACUACUUGAACGUAUUAUGGGGUAUUUUGGCUGCUGAAAUUUUGCAGUUGAAUUGGAAUUCAGCAUUGGAAAGUAUGAACCGUUUACGUGACUACAUCGAUAAUAGCAAUUUCAGUAACAUCGAAGCAUUGCAACAACGUACUUGGCUGAUUCACUGGAGCGUGUUUAUCUUUGUCAAUCAUCCAAAAGGUCGUGAUUUAAUUAUCGAAAUGUUUUUGUACAAACCAUUGUACUUGAAUGCCAUCCAAACGAUGUGCCCACACAUUUUACGUUAUUUGGCCGCUGCCGUUGUCAUCAAUCCGGGUCGUCGUAAUGAUAAUAUUUUUCAUCUCAUCUUUUUUUCAACCAAAAAAGCAGUAAUUUAUUGUGCACCGGUUUACGUAUACUUCGAACAACAACAACUACCAGAGCAGGAGCGAAUCUAGUGAAAUCUCGUUAUUAUUGUCGGAAAAUGGAUGCAAAAUUGGAAGCCGUACCAUUGGUUGAUAUCGAUGAUGAAGGUCGCUUCAAAUAUAUUCUGAUUAAAGUGUAUGGCAAAGAACAAGC